ACAUAUGAACAUAACCCAAUCUGAAGAUCAAUCAUAACCUUAAACCAUCUCUCAUAAUUUUAGUAUUUCUAUUCUCACCACCAAAACUCGUUGAUACAUCACACCCCAACUGUUGUUACUCAUGUCCUACAGAUCGAUUUACCGCACUCUUCGACCGGUACUAUCAUCUUCGGUACAAUCCUCCGGUUUAGGAAUUGGAGGAUUCAGGGGACAUCUCAUUAGCCACUUGCCCAAUGUUCGGCUAUUGAGCUCUGACACGUCAUCUCCGGUAAGUGGGAAUAACCAGCCAGAAAAUCCUAUCCGAACGGCCGAUGGUAAAGUUAUAUCCACUUAUUGGGGUAUACCUCCUACUAAGAUCACUAAACCGGACGGUUCAGCUUGGAAGUGGAAUUGUUUUCAGCCAUGGGAUUCAUACAAACCGGAUGUGUCCAUUGAUGUAACUAAACAUCAUAAACCCUCCAAUUUCACUGACAAAUUCGCAUAUUGGACCGUUCAAACUCUGAAAAUACCGGUUCAACUAUUUUUUCAGAGGAAGCACAUGUGCCAUGCGAUGUUGCUAGAGACGGUGGCUGCGGUGCCGGGAAUGGUCGGGGGGAUGCUUUUGCACUUGAAAUCUCUCCGGAGGUUCGAACAUAGCGGGGGAUGGAUCAAAGCUUUGCUCGAAGAGGCUGAGAACGAGCGUAUGCAUCUCAUGACUUUCAUCGAACUUUCACAACCCAAAUGGUACGAACGAGCGAUUGUGUUCACGGUCCAAGGCGUUUUCUUCAACGCAUAUUUCCUGGCUUAUGUAAUUUCACCCAAACUUGCUCAUCGUAUCACUGGAUACUUAGAAGAAGAGGCUGUAAAUUCUUACACUGAAUUUCUCAAAGACAUUGAUGCCGGAAAAUUCGAAAACUCGCCAGCUCCAGCCAUCGCAAUCGAUUACUGGCGGUUGCCUAAAGAUGCAACGCUUAGGGAUGUGGUUUAUGUUAUACGAGCUGACGAAGCUCACCACCGUGAUAUUAACCACUAUGCUUCGGUAAGGAGUUGUAUAGUUUAUUUGUCAAAAUGAUAAAACAAUGUGAUAUUGGUAUAAAAUGUAAAUUUCGUUACAAUAUGGAAUUUUAUGUGUGCAGGAUAUACAAUUCAAAGGACAUGAACUCAAGGAAGCUCCGGCUCCUAUUGGAUAUCAUUAAAGAUUAUGUGACAAAGUCACAAAGCUGUGUAUACAUCUAUGAACAUAUGUUGUUGUGGAUCUCCAUGAUAUUUUUAUUUUAUGUUUUCGAUUUAUUUAAAACUGUUAUUCGUUUUUAUUAGCUCAAUAUGGAUAUUUAAACCAUAUUAUUUUGUUACGAUUUAUGAACAUAGUACUACUCAUGUGUGUGUAAAAGAUCAUACUGCCUGGACACGAAGCGGAUAUCCGGAAAAAUUAUAAUAUUUGUUUUUUGAUUCGUUU
This is a messenger RNA of Arabidopsis thaliana (thale cress), 1435 nucleotides long. RefSeq names its product alternative oxidase 1D (gene AOX1D). Gene Ontology annotation, molecular function: superoxide-generating NADPH oxidase activity; ubiquinol:oxygen oxidoreductase activity; alternative oxidase activity. The transcript is spliced from 3 exons. Bases 122 to 1051 code for a protein of 309 amino acids. Gene Ontology annotation, cellular component: cytoplasm; mitochondrial inner membrane. Lineage: Eukaryota; Viridiplantae; Streptophyta; Magnoliopsida; Brassicales; Brassicaceae. The record is from RefSeq and is marked reviewed.